UAGAGUACAGUGAAUAGAUCGCGCAACRAUGUUGAGAAUUUACUCACGCUUUUAUUGCAAAAUUGCAAUACAAGCUAGUCAAAUUCCUAAACAUAAUAAACUAGAUUUUACGCAGCUAAGUCAUCCCACAAAAGUGCCACAGACUCCAGUGCCAGCGGCUUUUCCUGACACCAGCAAAAACCCCAUCGAAAUCGACACAAAUACAAUUAAAUUGCUGGAACGUUUAUCUCUGGUGGAUCUGGACAGUGAUCAGGCGCUAGACACGCUGAAGAGCAGCAUACAAUUUGCAGAUAAAAUAGCGAACAUCAAUACGGACAACGUGCAACCGCUGUAUACAGUGCUGGAGCAUCAGCAGCUGCAAUUACGCAACGACCAGGUGACAGCCGGCAAUUGCCGAGAGGAGCUGCUGCGCUGCGCCAAGCGAACCGACGAGGAUUACUACGUGUCGCCGCCAGGCAACAUUCCAUUGGAACAGUAAUUACCAUGUCCACCCGC
This is a messenger RNA of Drosophila arizonae, 495 nucleotides long. RefSeq names its product glutamyl-tRNA(Gln) amidotransferase subunit C, mitochondrial (gene GatC). Gene Ontology annotation, cellular component: mitochondrion; glutamyl-tRNA(Gln) amidotransferase complex. Lineage: Eukaryota; Metazoa; Arthropoda; Insecta; Diptera; Drosophilidae. Gene Ontology annotation, biological process: glutaminyl-tRNAGln biosynthesis via transamidation; mitochondrial translation; regulation of translational fidelity. The record is from RefSeq and is a predicted model, not a curated record.